AUGGCAGUAAUAUCGUAUACGUCCGGUGUGGUCGCCGUCGCCACAUUUCCCUUGCGGAUAGCCUGGAAGCCGGUAGCCCUGUUCAUCAACUCUAUGCUCUUAAUGCUGUCACCCCUUAUCCUGAUGGCAUCUUACAUUAUCGGAUGGGGCCAAGCGAUCAUUGACUUCAUAGCUAGCCUUCAGCCUCUUUACACUUUUUUGGCUUGCGGUGCCUGUAUCGGCAUUAUGGCUGGCAUAACUUUGUCGUGUACAUCCAAUAUAAUCACCAGUGCUUUGGGCAUGCACGACAAGGGUUACCACGCUAUUGCUCCAAUGUCUGCCCCCUCAACCCCCUCAUCAGAGCGGCCGGGAACGGGCAAGACUGAGGAUUCCUCAUCGUACGAGACAGAUUGGCAGCUGCUGAACAAGCCGCCCACAAAGCGACGUAGGAAUAGGCCCGGUCUCUGGUCCCAAACCAUUCAUGAGGAAGACGAUGAUGACUCCGAAAUUUGA
Molecule: messenger RNA, 492 nt
Organism: Colletotrichum truncatum
Lineage: Eukaryota; Fungi; Ascomycota; Sordariomycetes; Glomerellales; Glomerellaceae
Source: RefSeq, a predicted model, not a curated record